AAGCUAGCUAUAAUUUUGCAAUGGAAUUGCAAAGCAUUCUUCACUUUCUUGAAAACAAAAGCAUUCUUGUCACUGGUGCCACUGGCGUUCUUGCAAAAGUGUUCAUAGAGAAGAUAUUGAGAGUUCAACCAAAUGUGAAAAAACUGUAUCUUCUUAUAAGGGCUGCAGAUUCUGCAUCAGCUUUGCAUCGUUUCAACACUGAGGUGAUAGGGAAGGAGUUGUUCAAGGUAGUAAGGGAGAAAUAUGGGGGAAAAUUAAACUCCCUUAUACAAGAAAAGGUGAUUGUACUAUUUGGCGAUAUCACAUGUGAUUCCUUUGGUUUAGACAGCAACACCUUGGAAAAUUUGUUUGGACAAGUGAAUGUUGUCAUCAAUUUAGCUGCAACUACCAAUUUUGAUGAAAGAUAUGAUACUGCGCUGAGAAUCAAUACUAUCGGAGCUGCGAACGUUUUAAAAUUUGCGGCUAAAUGCACCCAAUUGGUUGUCUUCCUCCACGUGUCUACCGCAUAUGUAUGUGGAGAGAGGGAGGGACUGAUUUUGGAGACACAGUUGAAGUUGGGCGACAGUCUUAAUGGAAUGCAUGGACUCAAUAUUGAGACAGAGAAGGAAAUUAUUCACAAUAAAUUACAACAAUUAUACAAUGAUGGAGCUUCUGAAAAGCAAAUUACAAUGGAGAUGAAGGAUUUAGGCAUUGAAAGAGCAAGAAAGUAUGGAUGGCCAAAUACAUACUCAUUCACAAAGGCAAUGGGAGAAAUGUUGUUGGGACAUUUGAAAAUUAACAUCCCUAUUGUAAUAAUUCGUCCUUCUAUUAUCACUAGUACUUUGAGAGAACCCUUUUCUGGCUGGCUUGAAGGGGUCAGACACAUUGAUAGCUUUGUGGUGGGAUAUGGAAAGGGCAAAAUGAGUUGCUUUCCUGGCGAUCCUCAAACUAUAACCGACUUGAUUCCAUCAGAUAUGGUAGUGAAUGCUAUGAUAGCAUCAAUGGCGGCGCCCGCGGGCGAAGCAGCGCUGACUAUCUACCAUGUCGGGUCUUCGAUGUCGAAUCCAGUGACGUAUCAACGUCUUCAAGAUUAUGGCCUGCUUUUCUUCACAACGCAGCCGUGGAAAGCCAAGGAUGGCAAGCCUAUUGUUGUCGGAAGGGCCACGCAGUUGCCCACUAGGGUUGCGGUCCGAACAUACAUGGAACUCCAUUACUUGCUUCCCCUUAAGAUUCUUAGCCUUGUAAACACAGCGAGCUGCAACUAUUUUCAAAGGGCCUAUCUAGAUCUUUCUAGAAAGGUUAUGUUUUUGAUGCGUUUGGUCGAACUCUUUAGCCCCUAUCUCUUCUUCAAGGGAGUAUUUGAUGACAUGAACACUGAAAAAUUGAGGAGGGUAGUAAAGGAGAGGUGUGGAAUUGAUGAGGAUGAGAUGUUCUACUUUGAUCCAAAAAUCAUCAAUUGGGAUGAUUAUUUUGUCAACACACACAUUGCUGGUGUUGUCAAAUAUGCUUUCAAACGUUGAUUGCUACAAAUAAGUUUGAAUAUUUCAAUACUAUUUGAUAGUUGUUUGAGUUGUAUUUAUUGGACUAUUAUAUAUACAUAAGCUUUUGUGAAUUAA
This is a messenger RNA of Salvia hispanica, 1595 nucleotides long. Its product is annotated as fatty acyl-CoA reductase 3-like. Gene Ontology annotation, cellular component: intracellular membrane-bounded organelle. Lineage: Eukaryota; Viridiplantae; Streptophyta; Magnoliopsida; Lamiales; Lamiaceae. Gene Ontology annotation, biological process: suberin biosynthetic process; long-chain fatty-acyl-CoA metabolic process. Gene Ontology annotation, molecular function: alcohol-forming very long-chain fatty acyl-CoA reductase (NADP+) activity. The record is from RefSeq and is a predicted model, not a curated record.